Molecule: messenger RNA, 768 nt
Organism: Blumeria graminis f. sp. triticale
Lineage: Eukaryota; Fungi; Ascomycota; Leotiomycetes; Helotiales; Erysiphaceae
Source: the annotation of a GenBank genome assembly
AUGGACGAUGAGGAGACGCCAACCCUUUCCUGUACAGCCAUCUCUGCUUUGCAGGAAUUCUAUGCGGAACGAACAGCACGUGAAGAAACAUUUCAAAAGUUAAAACAUGAAGCUGAGGUAGCUGCGGAUAGUGUAGAUAUACUUUCUAUGGAUUUGUUCGUGGAAAGCUGGCAAGAUUCACAGUUUUGGUACUCUGAGGAAACCGCGAAUAUACUUGCAACAGCCUUGCUCGGUGAUGCAGAUGAAAAGGAGACUGUAGCAAUGGUCAGCGCGCCUAGUGCGUAUGUCAUGGCAAGGAGGAUACUGAAACAGAGUGGUAGGCCAAAAGAUAAAUGGCCGCGACUAUUGUUGCUCGAGUACGAUAUACGUUUUGAAAUUUUCAAGGACGAUUUCAUUUUCUACGACUACAACAAACCACUGAGCCUGCCUCCUUGGUUAAAAGGAGCAGUUGAUCACAUCAUUUGCGAUCCCCCCUUCCUCAGUGAUGACUGCCAAACAAAAGCCGCGAUGACAGUGCGAUGGAUAUCAAAGUGCCAUAAAAAAGACUCGGAGUGGGAGGUAGAGAAUUCAAGACUUAUUGUGUGCACUGGAGAGAGAAUGGAAAAUGCGAUACUAAAGCUGUACCAGCAACAAAGUAUAGCCAGAACAAGCCUAGAGCCGGUUCAUUCCAAACAACAGCUAAGUAAUGAGUUUUUGUGCUUCGCCAAUUUCGAAAGCGACUUUUGGGCGUUGAAGAGAAAGCCCUUGCAGAAAAAAGAUGAUGUCUGA